UCACGUGGAUGCCUCAAAACAGCCGUCGAGAAUUCCGGGACUUCCUGAAAAUAGUGCCAUGUUUUAUGUGGAUUUUUGGCAAAACAAACGAGGAUCUAUUUAUUUUGUGUGGUGGUUUAGAUUGAAUGUGACUACCUUUGUCUUUUCUUUUUAGCGGAUCGAUUGUCGUCAAAGAAACAGUGUAGGAAUAUGUGAUUAUAUGUUUCAGCCGUUACACCUAUCAUAUAUCCCUCCGCUGUUUUUUGUCCCCUUUCAGACUGUUUUGGUCUUUUCGCUGUUAGCAACGGCAAGAACCUGAGAUAGCUGUAAACCCGAUUUGAGAUUAACGUAUUUUUCUGUUAGGAUUACACAACGAAUUGACAAGAGGUCUAACACUCGUUUUUAUUUUUGCGAGAGUGAUUGUCACUUGUUGUCUUUUUAAAAUAUAUUUUUUUCCCGUUUUUAACAGUAAUUGUACAGAUUGCUAAUAUAGAUAGCAACUGUUAGCCAGCUAGUGUCUUAGCAUAGCAUCUUCCUCAAGAGGCACGUUGACAUUACCCUGGUACUAGCUAGACACAUUUUAGGAUUGCUAACGUUAGCGAGCUGUCACACAUCACACCGCCCUAUCGUCAAGGAAUUGCGGUGUUAAUUGGUCGUUUUCAGACGCUGUCUUUUAUGGGAUCACCAUGUCAAUGAAGGCCGGUGGAAAUCGCAGCAAGCCCGGCGGUGGCAACACGGCUGGAGCCGCCGCCGCCGGUACCGGAGGAAGCGGAGGGGGAAGACAGAAUCUGGGCAGGGGGAGACACAGUGGUAAAGGCCCUGCAGCGGUCAUUUUCAAUGGUGUAUAUGCAAACAUGAGGAUGGUCCAUGUCUUGACUUCAGUGGUGGGCACCAAGUGUGAGCUGAAAGUAAAAAAUGGAGCAGUUUACGAAGGAGUAUUUAAAACAUACGGUCCAGAGUGUGACCUGGUGCUAGAUGCAGCCCACAGAAAGAGCCCAGAGCCGAGCAUAGCUCCCAGGAAAGAGGAUAUUGUGGAGAGCAUUAUAUUCAAGGCCUCAGAUGUCGUAGUGGUGACCUUCAAAGAUGUGGACCUGAAUUUUGCCAGGAAAGACAACUUCACAGAUGCUGCAGUGAGCGGUAAGAUCAAUGGCGAGCAUAAAGAGAAGGAUCUAGAGCCCUGGGAUGGAGGAGAGACCCACAACUCUGACAGCCUGGAGUCUCUGGACACCGAUGUCUCAAAUGGGUGGGACCCCAAUGACAUGUUUAAAUACAACGAGGAGAAGUAUGGAGUGUUGUCUACAUAUGACAGCAGCCUGUCCACAUACACGGUCCCCCUGGAGAGGGACAACUCAGAAGAGUUCCUCAAGAGGGAGGCGCGUGCUGCCCAGCUGGCCGAGGAGAUUGAGGGCAGCGCCACAUACAAGGCCCGCGUGGCCUUAGAGAACGAUGAGCGCUCUGAGGAGGAGAAGUAUACUGCUGUGAUGAGAGGGGAUCGGGAGACCCACACACUGAGCAGAGAGAACAAGUACAUUCCUCCGGGUCAGAGGAGCAGGGAGACGAUGUCCUGGGGCCCGGGACGUCAGAACCCAUCUCGCCUGGCUCAGAGCUCAGCGGGCCCCUCGGCUCCUCGAGCAGGACCUCACGACUACAGUCCCAGCGCCGGGGCUGACCAGAGAGUGGUUAACGGAGGUUCAUCCCAUUGGCACUCACCCUGUCCGUCUCCUUCCUCCCGCCCCCCCCCUCGUUACCAGUCUGGCCCCUCCUCCCUGCCUCCUAGGGCGACCACGCCCACCAGGCCACCCUCCAGACCCCCCUCUCGACCUUCCAGGCCUCCCUCUCAUUCAUCCCACCCCUCCUAUCCCUCCUCCUCAUCCUCCUUUUCCCACCAUGGGCCUACGUCACCAGCCUCCACUCUGCCCAAACGCAUGUCUUCAGAAGGCCCACCCAGGAUGUCUCCUAAAUCCCAGCGGACGCCUCGUUCUCACAGAGCGCCACCCUGUAGGACCACCGGAGGGGAUUUCAUUUCCCACAAUGCUCCUGGAGAGGUCCCAGUGACUCCACCAACCAGGAGCAGCUCCUCUGGAGGGACAUGGUCCUCUGUGGUUAGCGGAGCUCACAGACCUCGCUCCCCCCGACAGAAUAAUAUGGGUGGAGCCUCUUCUGGCUCCUCCUCCCUCCCAGCAGCCCAGACAGGAGCUGCUCCUGUGGAAACCGUUUCUACAGCAACAUCAGCUUCCUCUCCUAAUGCUGCUAGCCCCGCCCCCAACAUGGUCACCUCUUCUUCGGCAGAUGCAAAAGAGUGUCGCGUCCAAGAGACAAGACAGACAUCCCCCACGGCUAACAAGGAGAACAUCAAGCCCUUGGACAGCUCACCUAGUGUCACCAGACCAGUCUGUAAAGGACCCCCUUCUAUGGCACCAGACCACAGAAAACAAAUAGAUAAUUUAAAGAAAUUCAGUGUAGAUUUUAGGUUGCAGUCUAGUUCAAACUCAGACCCUGCCUUUGACCCAAUGAUGACCAAGCCCCCCAGAGAUCCAGCAGACAAGCCGAAAGAUCUUCCCAUGGACAAAGCCUCCUCAGUGGGGCGGGAGGGCCCUGAAGACGGUGUGGCUGGUGGAGCACCUGCUCCAUCCACCACAAACGCCAGUAAGCCUGGCAGCCCUGCUGCUCUGUCCCCGUCCCCCUCAGCCCCUGACCAGAAGAGGGCGGGGCUUGAUGUGGCAUCACAGGGAGUCCAGACCAACGCCACGUCCUCAUUCAGCGGAGCCAAGCAUGAAGAGAAGGAGGAGAAAAAGGAGGCCGUACACGAUCAAGUGAGAAAAUCAACUCUGAACCCGAAUGCCCAUGAGUUCAAACCCAGGUUUAACACGCAGCCCAAACCAGCCAACACCCCGACGCCCCCCCGGCCUCAGGGCCAGCCCAGCCCCUCCAUCGUGGUGCAGCAGCCCCCCGCUGUCUACGGACAGACAGUGUGCUUCCCCCAGAUGUAUCCUCUCACACCAGUCAGCCCCGGAGUGCAGAAAAGCAUAAUAUGGAAGGCUCCAGCUAUGUACCAGGUCCAGAUGCCUCACAUGACAGUCGGCCAGUCUAAACCCUACAGACCAGGUAAAGUACCCAACAUGCCCCAGCAGAGGUCAGAGCAGCACCACCCCCAAGGCACGGCCACCAUGAUGCACCCAGCCACCGCAGCGGGACCCCCUAUUGUAGCACAGAGCCCCGCCUACUCUGCCCAGUACUUCACCUGCAGCCCGCAGCAGUUCACCAAUCAGCCUCUGGUGCAGCAGAUGACACAUUACCAAUCACAGGCUCAGCAUGUGUUCAGUCCUGUCAUGCAGGGCAGUGCCAGGAUGAUGGCCCCCCCCACACACGGCCAGCCCACCCUGGUGUCCUCCUCCACCACACAGUACCCAGAGCAGACACACACCAUGUAUGUGUCUCCAGGGCCAAUGCCUCAGCAGUACCCCCACCCCAACGCCACUUUGCACCCUCACCAACAGCACCCCCAGCCCUCUGCCACGCCUACAGGCCAGGGCCAGCAGGGCGGGCCCCAACAACACGGAGUCCCUCAGAACCACCCCGCUGCCAGCCCAGUGCAGCACUCCCAGCACCAGCAGGCGGCCGCAGCGGCAGCAGCAGCCCAGGCCCUCCACCUGGCCAACCAGCCCCAGCAGCAGCAGAUGUACUCUGCCUUGGCCCCCACUCCCCCCUCCAUGACCCCGGGGCCCAACCCACAGUCCCCCCAGGCCUCGUUCCCCUCUGCCCAGCAGACGGUCUACAUCCACCCCCAGCAGGUGCAGCACGGAUACAACCACAACCACAUGGCCCACGUACAGCAGGCCCAUAUGCAGUCUGGUUUGGUGCAGUCCCACCACCCGGGGCAGACCCACCCCACCAUGAUGCUGAUGGCUACCCAGGGUCCUCCGGGGGGGCCGCAGCAAGCCAUGCCCCAGAAUGCCCUCAACCCCAUCCCUGUCUCCUCCACCACACACUUCUCCUACCUGGCGCAUCCACAAGUGCAAGCUCACCAUCAGCAGCAGCUGUAGACAGGGGGGGGGCGCCAGCGAGCCACGCGCUUCUCAACCAGAGCCUCCAUAACCCCGCGAUGAAGAGAACCAGAGCCCUCCCCUCCCCUCUCCUCUCUUCUCUCAUCCUCACCAGACUUGCUUCACAUCAGCUUUUCUCUCCCCCCACUCCCCUUCCCUCCCUCCCUCCCCCCCUGACUAGGCAAUAAGAGAACG
Trematomus bernacchii (emerald rockcod) is the source of this 4217-nucleotide messenger RNA. RefSeq names its product ataxin 2 (gene atxn2). Gene Ontology annotation, molecular function: RNA binding. Gene Ontology annotation, cellular component: cytoplasmic stress granule. Gene Ontology annotation, biological process: cytoplasmic stress granule assembly. The record is from RefSeq and is a predicted model, not a curated record. Lineage: Eukaryota; Metazoa; Chordata; Actinopteri; Perciformes; Nototheniidae.